GCUGCUGCUCGUAGGAGCUGCACGAAGCAGCCGAGAGAGAACGACUCGUUCUGCUUGCUUCUUCAGGUGAGCCACUGGCUGAGGCAUUAUCAUGAAGAGAAGAGCAGGAGAGCGGGAGAAAGAUUUGAAGAAAAAAAAGCUUCUGGAAGAACUUGGGGAGAAAAGACUUCCAUAUAUGACACCAGCCGAUAGUGAUUUCCAUCAGUUGUGGAAGACCAAAUAUUCCAAGCUGAUUUUUAGGAAAUCAGAUACAGUACCUGAAGAGCUCCAUCAGAUGGUACAAGAAGGCUUCCUGACCUUGCGAAGACAUGAUUGUUUCUUUCAAGAUCUUGUAAGGAUCAAAGGAAAAGAUUUUCUUACGCCAGUGUCUCGUAUAUUAAUUGGAAACCCAGGAUGCACUUACAAGUACUUGAAUACAAGAUUAUUUACAGUUCCUUGGCCUACUGAAGGUUAUGAUAUAAAAUACUGCAGUCCUGAAAUACAUGAUGCUUGUAAAGCAUUAAUCAGACUCAAUGACUACUUGCAUAUUGAAGCAGUCAAGGCAUUACAAAGGCAAAAUUUGUUUGAGACCAAAGGAAUUAAAGAUGUUACUGUAAUGGAUAGGGAACAAAAUUUUGCUACUUCUUUUAUGGAGAAAGGGUCUGUUUCAAAAGAUCAAAGCAGUUUUUGUGUACCAGAAGAUGACUACAUAAGUCUAAAGAACAGAACAUCUUAUAACUUGACUUUAUUAAAUUAUAUGGAUCCACUACAAAUGCUGUACUUGAAACAAGAACCUUAUUUUGGAAUGGGGAACAUGGCAGUGAGCUGGCACCAUGACGAGAAUCUGGUUGAAAGGUCAACGGUUGCUGUGUACAGUUAUAGCUGUGAAGAGUCAGACAUGGAAGAAAGUAAUGAACAAAAACUGAAGGGAAGAGACCCAGCUGUUUGGCAUGUUGGCUUGAAGGUAGCAUGGGACAUAGAGACACCUGGAUUAGCAAUACCACUUCACCAAGGAGACUUCUACUUGAUGCUUGAUGAUCUCAAUAUGACACAUCAGCACUGUGUUCUAGCUGGGUUUUCACCUCGAUUCAGCUCGACUCACAGAGUGGCUGAGUGUUCAAGAGGAACAUUGGAAUACAUACUUGGACAAUGUGAACUGGCACUCCAGAACUUACAAACUGAUCCUGAUUCAAUUGGUUUGUCUUUAAAAUCACUGGAAACUGCAGUUGUAAAGCAAGUAGAAGAAAUACAUAAUGAGGUGGAAUUUGAAUGGCUUAGACAGUUUUGGUUUCAAGGCAAAAGGUAUUUGAAGUUCACUGAUUGGUGGCUUAAGCCUAUGGCUAAAUUGGAAGGAUUUUGGAGAAAAAUGGAGAUUAUGACAAGCCUGAUCGUCUCUGAAGUUGGAAAAGAGGAACAAAUGGAGGAACAAAGGAAUGAAACCAUCAGCUGCCUCUUGUUAGUUCUUACUGAGCGACAAAAGCUGCGUAAAGAAUGGACAGCAAGAUGCCAGUCAGAAGCAGCAGAGAGCUUGCCAGAAGACCAGAAACCAGAAUGCCAUCCUUUCUGGACAGAUGAUGAAUCUAAUAUGCCUCUGCCAUAUGAUCUUGAAGAAGUAAUUGCUAAUCUACAAAAUCUUAUUCAGUGGGUAGAAUAACAAGUGAACAUCCAGUCUAUAAUUAUUGAUGCUCAUCAUUUGGAGAGAAGGCUUUCAGUUUAACAUAAAUUUUUUCAGCUCUAUGAUUCCAUGAUGAUGUGUUAUUUUAUUUAUCAAUGCAGAAUUUAUUGGUCUUCACAAAGUCCCGUAGUUACUGUCUCAUAAUAAAAACCUCAGCCCCCAAAAUGUGCAGAAACAGGUGGCUUUUAAGACCUGAAGUCCAGAACAUCAGCCUCAGUUCUUUCCUCCUCAACUCUAAUUCUCAUUGACUCUAUAGCCCAUCUAAAUUUGAGCUUCCACAAGUGCCUAGAACUGCCAGAGGCAUGGCAGAUUUGAGCCAAGUUCAAAGCUAUGACACAGUUCACAUCUGUGACACAGCAAUGUCCAUGAUCUGGGCAUCCUGAUGAGCGGCCAGCUUGAGGUCAACCUGCUGGAUAUCCUCAUAGCAGAGCUGUGACUUCUUUAUCCACUGUCAUUAGACAGAGAUGCAGGGGGCAGUGGAGAAAGUCCUUUAUGGAAUGGCUCCUCAUUAGAACAUUUUUUCAGAUAAGGACCUCUGGAGGAAAAUCCUGACAUAGAUCCCAAGACUUUCUUGCCUAUUUUCAUCAUGGCAAUUGAGUAGCAGUGAGACAGAUUUCUGAUGUGCAUCUAUACCUCCUGAGCUCCCUGGAACUUAGAAUUCCUUACCAUUACUUGUUUCUACAUGUGUGAGUCCUAUUCUGAGGCCAGGUUUCUCAGUACAUUGUCUAGAGUGCGGAUGUACCUAAGGGUGGGUUUCUAUUGGAGGUGUCAGGUCUUCUGACAGAUUAGAUUUAGGUUGUGUGAUACUGGGCAUUGCAGCAUCUCUCUUGACCUAGUGAAAUCUAUGAGAACAAAACCAGAAGACUGUGAGAAAUGAAGCUGUUUGUGAUCUAUUUUCUAGUAACAUGCUAUAAAAAGAACAAUUCUGUGUCAGACAAUUCAGGGCACUCCUGAAUGAGAGAGAGAUUUUUCAUUUGGCUAAGUUGCUGAUUUAACUUCAGCUGGUGUACACCUUUUCCCUUGCCAUAAAAAGCAGAAGAAAAUCAUGUUAUGGUGAAACAGCACUCAAUCUGUGUGACUACUAGAAAAGAAACCAGUAAGAGCUUGAAGUUGCCACCAAGAAAUGAAUAUGCCUCCUAUGUUAAUCUUCUGUUUAAACUGAUUGUUGAGGCCAGGCUUACCCAGCACAUACCAGUAUGCUGGACUGGCAGAGUGCUCUGGGAGAGGAUAAGCUUUGCACUGCCAAAAAUUGUACUUGUGACAGUACAACAUAUGCCAGACCUCCCUGGAGCUAAAGAAGCUGUGCCAGCAAAAAUUGAGUUUUAGUGGUAUAAAACUGUGUCUACACCUACCAGCUUUUGCCAGGACAAUUAUAUCAAGUAGAGACUGUACCUCUUAACACCUCUGACAUAACUAUGCCAGAAAAAGUAUAAAGACCUGCAUUUUCACUGUAGUCCCAGGCUUCUGCAAAAACUGUUAGCCACCCUGUUGAAUGUAAAGACACUCUGAAGAAUAUAUUAUUAUUUAAAAUAGGUUUUAUUGUAUUAUAACCUUGAUCUAUACAUUUAUCUGUUGUGUCUUGUGCCACAGAUUUCUUAGCAUUUGGAAAUAUUAUGCUAUAAGCAUAGCUUUUUCUUUCCUGCACUAGCUAAAGCUGGCUUUACCAGUGGGCAAAUAGCAGAUAUUUGGAUUAAUGCCACACUAAAUACUGUUUACUUUGGAGAUCACUUAGAGAAAAGCUAGCUGAAGAUGUGGGAAUUCUGCUUUUGCAAAGGCAGUUCUCACAGAAACAGAUAUUACUUUGGAGAUGAGCAAGAUGAAUUCUAACAAGCUAAUGAUGUAACACUGUUAACACAGCGUUUGAGGGGAUUGUUUGUUUAUGCUGUUACUUUAUGAUUAUUUUGUGUUUAAUUAAGCACUGCUAGAAACCAUGGGGAUCACAGUGUUGAAAUGAAUCUGACAGCCAUAAAGAGUAGAGAAGGCACAUCAAUGUUGUAGUUUGUAGCUGAAGUGGAGGCAUAGCUAUUAAAAUGUGAUUGGCAAAUAAUUAUUUCCAGCAGUAGUGAAAAAAAAACCCACUGUUUUCUUUUUCCUGUAUUAGGAAACUGCUGUCAGCAAUAAUAGCAUUUUUAAAAAUACAUGAUUCUAGGCCAUGUCUAUGCUGAAAAUUUAAGCUACUGAGUUCGCUGAGCUAGUACUAGCCUCAGUGCUGUCAGAUAGCACUCAUUUAAGCCAUGGAUGGCAAUGACUCAGACAAAUUAUCACCUUUGGAAUAGAUAAGACCUAAGAUUCACUGGCAAAAUACCAAUAAUCAAGUAGUUAAAGAGGAUUAAUGCUGUGUUGCAUUCCAGUCUCACAUCAUCUGAAUCAGUGUAACUUGAUUGAGUUCAGUUGAAACACAGAAAUCUGAGAAGAUUUCAUAUCUCCAAAGCCCACAGGAGUUGAUAGGCAAAGACAUGAGUAAGGUUGAUGGAACUGUUCGAAGCAUGUAGUAAUGCCAAAAGGUACACCCCAAAAGGAGAAUAUGGUUAAAGGUAAAAACCUGUUUAAAAAAUGAGAGAGCAAGUGUAAAUUAUUGCUAUGUUUGGAUUAUGUACUGGAAGCUGACAAAUACUUCAAAGUUUUCUUUAUUUUAUAGUUAUAGUUUAGCUUAUGUUGCAAUGAUACUUCAGCAAUCCCUUUAUAUUCCAGCAUUAGAUAACCAUUUCCAUUUUGGAUGAGCUGAAAGACACAGCCUCUAAUGGAUGUUCUGUGUAUAACAACUGUUUGCCAAGCCUGGAUGCUCUAGAGGCAUGAGAACCAAGGUCAGGUUUUUUUCAGGGAAGAGGUGAGAACAUAAAUUAGCUUUUAACAUUAGAUUCAGUGAUUCUUUUUAAAUGGUGGAGUUCAUGACUUUGCUUACAUUUACUUUUCAUCAGACAUGAAAGAAUUAAGGUAAAAUAGUUCUCUUGCACGUGUGCGUCAGGCUAAAUGGAUUACAGAAGAUACAGAUCUGUUUGCCUGUCUGCACUUGCCUUUAGACAAUAUUCAUCAAUUUUACAAAAGCUACUGACUAAACAUGGAACCAAUACAAAUUAAAUGCUUGAGGCAAGGGCUUUCUCUAAAAAAUCUGAUACAGAGUUGUUUUUAUGCUGAUAGAAAGAAAAUGUUGGCAGGAAAUGAAAAACCUUUAUUUUUCUGUAAUUUGGGGGAUGAAAGGUAGAGGCCAGUUUUAAGUAUUUGAUAGAAAACUGCUGUGUUAUGCAAUGUAAUUAGAAAUGUUUUCAUAAUGCUUAAUUCAUGUCUCUGUGUAUGAAAAUAUUUUCU
Molecule: messenger RNA, 4960 nt
Organism: Colius striatus (speckled mousebird)
Lineage: Eukaryota; Metazoa; Chordata; Aves; Coliiformes; Coliidae
Gene: FTO
Product: FTO alpha-ketoglutarate dependent dioxygenase
Exons: 9
Coding region: 92-1633 (513 amino acids)
Biological process (GO): DNA alkylation repair; regulation of multicellular organism growth; RNA repair
Molecular function (GO): mRNA N6-methyladenosine dioxygenase activity; ferrous iron binding; broad specificity oxidative DNA demethylase activity
Source: RefSeq, a predicted model, not a curated record